Messenger RNA from Dufourea novaeangliae, 1048 nucleotides. It is a transcript of the gene DNApol-gamma35, whose product is annotated as DNA polymerase subunit gamma-2, mitochondrial. The transcript is spliced from 2 exons. Bases 11 to 982 code for a protein of 323 amino acids. The record is from RefSeq and is a predicted model, not a curated record. Lineage: Eukaryota; Metazoa; Arthropoda; Insecta; Hymenoptera; Halictidae.
UUAAAAAAACAUGACUGUAACACGUAUUUUAAAAGAAAUAAGUACAAAUUUUAUUAACUUCACAGAUCAUGGUUUUAUGUAUGGACCUCAAGGUAGAAUGUUAUUAAGAAACCUUGAAGAACAUUGGUUUUUACAUUGCAUUACAAUGUCAUUAUAUAAUAUAUUCUUGUCAGAAAAGUCUACUAGCACCCUAAAUUUGUUAACUAAAAGUCCAAUAGGUGAAAUUCCAUUUGGAUUAGCUACACUAAAAGAUUCAAACAAUUCUUGGAAUAAAAGUAUUCAACCAAUGGAUAUUGAGGUAGAAAAUCACAAAAUUGCAGAAGUAGCUAUUUUUCACAAUAAUACAGAAGCUAAAGACUCAUAUCAUAAACUGCAGAAGGAACGUAAAAUUUGGUGGCGUAAAUUAGCUCAGUAUCCUUCUAGAUUCAAAAUUACAGAACCAAAGAAAACAGAAAAUUUUGAUUUCAUCGACAUAGAAGGACAAUUUCCAUUUGGUACCAUUACAGUGGAAAGAAUAACUUACCAUACUAACAUUCAAAAUUUAUUGCAGCAGAUUGAUAUUAAAAAAGGUCUUGCCGACAUACAAAUGGUCGAACAUGUAGUGUCUCUAGAUUGGGGUUGCUUAGCAUUACUUUGUGAUGCUUAUGACAUAAAUGAAACAGCUAAAAUGCAUAUACAUCCUAAACUAGCACCACACAAAGUCGCGAUUCAUAUAAAAAAGUCGAAGAAUGAAGCCACUGUUGGGAACGAUGAUUUAAAUCGCUUUGUACUUUACUUAAAUAAUAUGCUAAGAAAAAAGGGCCUGAAUACUAUAUUAACCAGUUCAGAAGAAGUUGUAAAUAUGUGCUUGGUCCCCUUUAUAGUUUUAGUUGACAGGACUAGUCUUGAAAAUGGCAUUAUAUAUGUAACAAACAGAUCAACAACUCUCAGUCAAGCAAUUCACAUAACUGAUUUAGUAAAAUAUAUCAUAAUGCAUUGUUAACCAAUCAAUAUGGUUGAAUAUUUUGUAUUAAUAAAACUUUUGUAUUGAGCUUUUAAAAUAUAUUAU